Messenger RNA from Alosa alosa (allis shad), 1939 nucleotides. RefSeq names its product platelet-activating factor receptor (gene ptafr). Gene Ontology annotation, biological process: G protein-coupled receptor signaling pathway; chemotaxis. The transcript is spliced from 2 exons. NCBI's taxonomy places the organism in Eukaryota, Metazoa, Chordata, Actinopteri, Clupeiformes, Clupeidae. The coding region runs from base 71 to 1234 and encodes 387 amino acids. The record is from RefSeq and is a predicted model, not a curated record. Gene Ontology annotation, cellular component: membrane. Gene Ontology annotation, molecular function: G protein-coupled purinergic nucleotide receptor activity; platelet activating factor receptor activity.
CUUGACGACGCCGGGGAGAGCAGAAGCGUGUGUUUGAGAUUGGGGUUUAUCAAUUCAGACCCUUCUUGUGAUGUUAAAAGAAAUGGAAAACUCAAGCUCUUCAAAUACCAGCACAUUCUUGGACUCUGAGUUCCGUUACACUCUAUUCCCUUUGUUCUACGGUAUCGUGUUUGUCCUGGGGCUGAGCACAAACGUCUACGUGCUAUACGUCCUGCGCCACCUGCGAGAUGCACGAGCCAUGAGCGAGGUCCGCAUCUACAUGACCAACCUGACAGUGGCCGAUCUGCUCUUUGUCACCGCCCUGCCUUUCUGGAUUGGCUACUAUGCCCGCAGGGGUAACUGGGUCUACGGCGACGCCAUGUGCCGGAUCACUGCCUCCCUGUUCUUCAUCAACACCUACUGCUCCAUCCUCUUCCUUGCCGUGAUCAGCGUCAACCGCUACUGGGCUGUGACGCGGCCACUGGAGGCUGCCAAGUCAGACCACUGGCGGCGAGGUGUGUGUGUGUCGGUGGGCAUCUGGGCAUGCACGCUGUCUGCCACCAUCCCUUACCUGGUCCAACCUGGCAUACAUGUGGACGGCAACGUAAGCCGCUGUCUUGAGGGCUACCACAACGAGACGCGCAAAACACGCCUCGCUGUGGCUGCUACGCACUUUGUCAUCAUUGCGCUGUUUUUCGUGGUCUUCCUGCUGGUCGUGGUGUGCAAUGUGCUGAUCGCUCGGGCUCUUCUCACUCAGCCGCUCAUCAAGGAGCGCUCCAUAGUGCAGGGCACAUCUGGUGGUGGCAGUUCCAAAAUUCAGCCCAGCGGGACCAAGCGCCGGGCGGUUCGCAUGCUGUGUGCAGUCAUCACUGUGUUCGCCGUGUGCUUCCUACCGCACCAUGUGGUGCAGGGGCCAUGGGCGCUGGUCGUGCUGCACCUGGCCGACGGCUGGUCACAGAGCACCAGGCAGCGCCUCAAUGACGCACACCAGGUCACCAUCAUGCUCAUGGGGCUUAACUGCCUUCUGGACCCCGUGGUCUAUUGCUUUGCCACUAGGAAGUUCCGCCUGUAUGUCAUUAGCCACUUCGGCAGGUUCAGCAGGGGCAAGGGAUGCCAAAAGACCGUCACUACCAACAUCUCCAUGGCCAACCAAAAUCAGAGCAUUCCCUCUAAUGAAUCAGAUAAGGACCCACCCAAAAUAUUGGUAGAUUCCUCCCUACCUCUUCCCAAAACAAAUACACCAGUUACAGAAUAAAUACAUUGGUUACACGAGGUACACUUGUGUAGGUGUGUGAACUUACUUUACGCAGUGCAGCUCAGAAUGUAACUUGGUUAAAACCCAUAUCCUGCAUAAUGAUGUACCCUUUCUAAAAUGGAAUUGCGGGUGCUUAGUUGUUCAUACUUCCUUCCAUGUGGUGAACAUUAUGCAUAUUUUUAGAUUUGUACAGGAAAUACCAAAAAGAAAACAUAGAAAAGAUAUUUGAAAGUAGCUGUGAAAGAAAACAUGCAUUUCACUCAACAGCCAACUGCACUUAUUUCAUUUUCAAACUGACAAUGGCCCUAAUAUAAAAGGUGGGGAAAGUGCAAAGUCUUAUUCAUGAACUAUAACUAUCAUGUAGCACUGAGUUGACUCAUCAAUGUUUCCGCUUAAAGUCUUACCCAUGAUGUAGGUCAUCAUUAAAUUAGGGCUGAAUAUGUCUUAUUUGAAGUGACUUAAUCCCAUUCAGGGAAGCAUUUCUGUUCUGGCAGCUAAUAUUGAAUAGUAUGUGUGUUAAAGGUGUGCAUGUGAAGCUUGUCAAGCCUGCUGUGAACUGUUUUAAUAAUUGUGUGACUUCUUAAAUAAGUUUGUUUGGCUAUUAGUAGGCUAUUUAACAGAAUUAAAGUACUUAUUUAAGAAAUAGAUUGCUUCUUCUCAAGCAUAAUAUCUAUACUACAUUGUGCCUUGGGUGACAUAGUAACG